AUGCCGUACACAAAUGAAACUUUUGCUUCUCGCAUCUCAGAAAUAAAGGCUGAGUUGCCGGCUCAAAUUUCGAGUCGGACCCGUCAUCCUCCCGACGCUGGUUCGGUCGCUCAAUUGAUUGACCACACUCAGCUCUCCCUUUCCGCUACAGGGUCUCAAAUUGAUACCCUAUGCGACGAAGCGAUCAAAUACAAUUUCGCAACCGUUUGCGUUCGGCGCAAUUAUGUCUCUCGAGCCGCUCAGAAUCUCAAGGGAGCCCCGCCCAGGGUCGCCUGUGUGGUGGGGUUCCAUGAAGGAACGCAUCCAACGGACGAGAAGGUAGCUGAAGCAAAAGAGGCCGUGCAAUACGGGGCAAGUGAAUUAGAUAUGGUGCUUAACUACCAUUUGCUCAGAGAGAAGCGUUAUGCGGACGUGUUUGACGACAUACACGCAGUGCGACUUGCCGCAAAAGAUAUAGUGCUUAAAGUUAUCCUGGAGACGUCGCAGCUGAGUGAAGACGAAAUUGUUGCGGGAUGUGUGAUAUCGAUUACCGCCGGUGCAGACUAUGUGAAAACUAGUACGGGAUUCAAGGGGCCCGGUGCGAGGGUUGAGAAUGUUGCACUAAUGUCUGCUGUGUGUGGCAUCAUGGGAGGAAGGACCAAAGUGAAAGCUAGCGGCGGUAUAAGGACGGCUGAAGAUUGCGUCAGGAUGAUUCGAGCUGGAGCCGAGAGAAUAGGUGCAAGCGCGGGGGUGCAGAUUGUUAAUGAGCUGCUACAUGGAAAGCGAGAAGCUGAAGAGGAGUCGAAAUCAACAGACUACUGA
This is a messenger RNA of Uncinocarpus reesii 1704, 801 nucleotides long. Its product is annotated as deoxyribose-phosphate aldolase. Gene Ontology annotation, cellular component: cytoplasm. The coding region runs from base 1 to 801 and encodes 266 amino acids. The record is from RefSeq and is a predicted model, not a curated record. Gene Ontology annotation, molecular function: deoxyribose-phosphate aldolase activity. NCBI's taxonomy places the organism in Eukaryota, Fungi, Ascomycota, Eurotiomycetes, Onygenales, Onygenaceae. Gene Ontology annotation, biological process: carbohydrate catabolic process; deoxyribonucleotide catabolic process. The transcript has a single exon.